CCGCGCUGGUGCCUGCUUUUAUUUCGAUUGGAUAUCAAAUGGCGAGCUGUGCGUGCGUUGAUGUGAGCGGAUCGGCCCUCCGUCAUCAUUGGCCUUGCCUCGAUGCGUCGGAGCCGCCAAGGCACAGGACAGACACCACGGGCGUCAAAACCAUCGAGGAAGUCUCUGCAGCAGAGCCACAAGCAUACGUCGUCUUCAAUCGUGCCCUGCCGGGCGAAUCGACGCUAAUGCGAGUGCCCUUUGCUCUGCAACCCGGCCCGAUAGAUCUGUGGACACAAGGAAAUCUGGUGUUUUAUCUCAAGUCACUCGAGUCUUGUAUUGCCGAUGGCCUGGCCGACGCUGCCGAGCUGCAGACCCUCAAGCGAUCGCUAUUGGACUCGUUCAUUCUGAACCGAAGCUCUCAAGAGAUCGAACACGACCUCCACGAAGCUCGCGAAAUGGGCCUGAUCACGGAGGGCGAAUGCCAGGAAUUUAUCGAAAGGCGACAGCAGAUCGAUGCUCUCUGUCAAAGCGGCAUAGAUCUUCAGCCCGUCGACACCGUCGUUGGAUCGACGUGUGCGAUCGACAGCACAGCGUUGUUUGCAAACCUCACGCUGGACAGCUCAAGUUUAUCCGAGAACGCACCCAGCGGCAUCAAAAACGAUCUUUCCAGUCUCUUUGGCGACCAGGCCUUCUUCGACAGCGCUUUGGGAGAGAACUUUGAAUACUUUGACGAUGCCGCCCUCGAAGAGUUCGAUCGGAUGAUGAGCAGUGAUGUCUUGGCCAGCCCCGUGUCGCUGAUAUCCGACUGCUCCAGCCCCACGGCACAGCCAUUUUCGUCGCAAGAUCUAUUGAGCGAUCUGUUCAACGCAGCUAUUGCUCUGCCUUCGCCGAUAGGGUCGCCCUCGAUGUGGACGGAUGCAACUACGUCGGCCGAGGCGCCUGUCUCCCAAACGCCUGGUUUGCAGACGGACUCGGCGAAUUCUGCAGUCUCAAAGGCGAUCCUAUCGAUCGAAAGUAGCCCUGCAGAUCCUGGCAUGAGAUUCCCUUCCGCCAGUGCCUCUGGGACGGACGGCGCUACCGGUGUCGGAGCAGGCAGCGGUGCGGGAAUGCCUCCACAAACUCUUGUCAAGAAUCCAAACUUUCUCAAAGUACCCAACAAAAACGUCAAGCUGGGUGCGAUUCCCACCAAGUACUUGCUGCAGCAACAGAUUCUGCUGAUGGAAGAGUACUCGCUCAAAGAGAUUGAAACCCAGAACCACACCGACUCUGGCCGACCCAGCCGCAACCGCGGGUUUGGGGCGAGCGCUCGACCUUACAACCACGAUCAAAAAUACGAAAUAUCGGAGGACCGAAAACGGUGGCGCUGCCUUUGGUGCCUGCUCUCUGGGGCUUACACACCCGCUCGCCGAAAGGGCCCGCUCGGCUCCAAGACGCUCUGUAACGCAUGUGGAAUGUGGUUUGCUCGACGAGGGUAUUUGCCCCCGGAGCGCUUCCACGAGAACUCUGCGGCUUCCAAGAAGCAGGACAAGCGGCCUUUGGUCACCUUGGAGAAAGAUCUGGCACAGAUACUCUCGACCAUUUCGCCUGUCUCGGUGGCGACUAAGGCCGGUACGUCGACUACCGCCAGUACAGCCGCUGUCAUCAAGCCUGCCGCCGUCAAACCUGCUGCCGCGACAAUACCCAAACGACCCCUUCCCCAGCUCACCGAUAGUGCGAUGAAACGGCACAAACUCGAUCAUACUCCGACCGCCCCGGCUGCCCCGGCUGCCCGGCUCUCCAAGUCGCUCGCAAAGGCCGGCACGAGCAUGCCGAAGCAUGCAAGCAGCGCCUCGGCGAAAUCCGAUCUGCUUAAUCUUGGCGUUGUUCCGGCUCUGUUUCCAUCAAGCUCGUCGCUGAAUGUCACUGCGCUGCUUUCGCAGCUCUGCGGCUCUUCUCCAGCCGCAAGCUUGGCUGCCUUGAUCCUCCUCUCCCGCACGACCUUCCCUCCCCCGCCGCCGGGCAUGGGCCUCUAUGCCCUCGGAUCGAACGGCAAAUAUGUCGACGCCUUUGCCAUUGCGGAACAGGCAGCGGCACUGUUGGGGCUGAAGCCGCUGGCGACAUCCCAGACUGCAUCCGAAGCGACAACGCAAAUUCCAUCCCUGCCGGAGCUCCAGGCAGCGCUGCAGACAACUCUUGAGGCCGCUGUCGAAGCGGCUUCUAAAACGAUAGCCACCGCAACCUCUCCGACAGUUGCCACUGCUGCAGCGAAGGAGCGGCCGAAACCGGCGCUGACACCCACACCGACAUUGACAUCAGCAUCUGGCGACAAACCGGCCAGCGAGCCUCCGUCUGAAUGAUGUCCAUCCCUCUCGCAUGCAUUUGAACUUUCUCCUCCAAACACAUCAAGGGGAUUUUUUGGCAUAGAGCAGGCCCCAGGAUGCAUCCAUUCGUCUAUUCAUUUCUCGCGCAGCUUGUGCUUUGGGCGAGCGAUGCUGGAUUGGCGCUCAGGUCCACAAUGUCGCCGGGAACCCUCUCCACACGUACCCUCAUCACCUCCACUUCCACCCUCCCUCCCCUGCAGUCGCACUGCUUGGUCCCAGUUUGGCGGCGACCAGAUCCGAGGGUUGGCCACCGCCGCCUCCGAUGCGGCGAGUCCAAUAUAAACACUUCUCGUCCACCCUGAUCGGCUGCGUGCGUGUGCGGACAUCGGAAGCCCCCGGGUUGGCGGGAGAAGAUCGAGACGAGGGUCAUGGACA
Molecule: messenger RNA, 2717 nt
Organism: Polychytrium aggregatum
Lineage: Eukaryota; Fungi; Chytridiomycota; Chytridiomycetes; Polychytriales
Exons: 5
Coding region: 39-2318 (759 amino acids)
Biological process (GO): regulation of DNA-templated transcription
Molecular function (GO): zinc ion binding
Source: RefSeq, a predicted model, not a curated record